GUGUGUCUCAAGGCCAAGUGCAGCAACUGCCACCACGUAACGUGGGCAGGCUGUAGUAAUCACAUCGCGAACGUCAUGGACCAGGUUCCCAAGAACGAGUGCUGCACCUGCACAACCACGGUCAAGAAUGAGGGUAAAGAGUACCCCCCGCAGGGAUCCUAUAUGUCAGCUGGUGAGGUGUGCUAG
Messenger RNA from Lasiosphaeria miniovina, 186 nucleotides. RefSeq lists its product as uncharacterized. NCBI's taxonomy places the organism in Eukaryota, Fungi, Ascomycota, Sordariomycetes, Sordariales, Lasiosphaeriaceae. The record is from RefSeq and is a predicted model, not a curated record. The annotation marks the transcript as partial. The transcript is spliced from 2 exons.